CAAAAAGAACAGUACAACAUCAGUCACACACAGCAAAUCAAAGCAUUUGUAUUACGAAUGUUAAUGUGCCACCUAAACAACAACGAACACUUUGGACAAACCGUGAAAAAACUCCAGCAGAAACUGCAACUAUCCGUAUCGCAUUAGUAACUUUGCCACAUGAACAACCGAAAGCAAUUUUGAUGAACAGCGGAAAAGUACCAACAKCWUAUACAAGCUGCAGAAUUUCAAAUGUAAAUUUGCCUCAUUUACMACAACAAACACUUCUAGCAAACAGUGAAAAAACAGCCUUUUCAAAUACAAACGUUUGCACGGGAAUUGUGUCACAAGGGCAACAACAAGMAGGUCUAACCAAACGUGAGAAAACUCUACUUGAAACAAGGAACAGUACCGAUGCYAAUAUUUCUCAARUAACUGAACUUUCACGACGUCCARUGAACCAUAGAAAAACACCACUGAACACUAAUUAUGAUGAUACAAAUGCACCACUAGUGCAACAAGGAGAACUUCAUGUGAAUGCAAACAGUGCUGAUGCAAUUGCUCCUCAGAACAAGUUAUUCAAAUGCCCAUUCUGUAUUAUAACAUUUGAAGAACAAAACCAUUUAGAUAUACAUAUCCGACGCAUGCACAAAGAGAAAUGUGCAAUCUGCAGUCAAGAAUUCCCAUCAAAGAAAGAUCUAAAGGAUCACUACAGRUUAAGUCAUGACGGAAGAACUGUCAUUUGUCCAAUUUGUAACAAGGCCUUUCGAAGAACAGCCUGUUUGAGGAGACACAACUUGGUACACAGUGGRGAAAGAUCAUUUAAAUGUACAAUGUGCGAUAAAGCAUUUAAAGAAAAGAAUGCCUUGAAAGGUCAUCAGAGAACACACACCGGAGAGAAACCAUUUAGUUGUGAUAUGYGUGACCRACGCUUCUCUAGAAAGGAUGGUCUAAAUAACCACCGGCUGUCGCAUAGCGAAGACAAGCCGUACAAAUGCACAAUCUGCGAUAAAGCCUUCACGAAAAAUAUGCUCCUGAAAAAACACCAUCGUUUGGUACACGUUGGAGAUAGACCUUUUAAAUGUUUAAUAUGUGAUAAAGCAUUUAAAGCAAAAUGUGUCUUAAACAAUCACCAGCAAACACACACCGCAGAGAAACCGUUCAGUUGUGAUGUGUGUAAUAAGAGCUUUUCUCGAAAGAGUAAUKUGGAUGCCCACCGUCUGUCGCACAAMGAAGAGAUGCCUUACAAAUGCACGACCUGCAAUAAAGGCUUUACGAAAAGAACCUGUCUAAAGAGGCAUGAUCGUUUGGUACACAUUGGGAAAAGAACAUUCAAAUGCAACUUAUGUGAUAAAGCAUUCAAAGAAAAAAGUGUAUUAAAAGUUCAUCAACGAACGCACACCGCAGAGAAACAUUUUAGGUGUGAUAAAUGUAGCCAAAGCUUUUCUCGAAUAACUAAUCUUAACAUCCACCGUCUGUCACACAACGGAGGAAAACCUUACAAAUGCACAAUCUGUGAUAGAGCUUUUACGCACAGAUCCGGUUUUGAAAUACAUARGAAAACACACGAUGGCGAGAGGAAUUUGCAGCAACAAYCUUCCAAAGGACAAAGUGGUGAUACAAUUAAAGAAAACAAUUGCGAACUUUGUGAUAAAACCUUUGCUUGUGUUAAGCAGUUAAUAGAUCAUUGCCAAGCAGAUCAUGGAGGGAAAAGAUUUCUUUGCACCGUUUGUAACAGAGCGUUUGGACGAAAAACUUUACUUGAAGAUCAYWUGCGCACACAYAGUGAUGAAAGGUYGUUUAAAUGUACAAUUUGCKACAAGACAUUUAAACAAAAGGCGUGUCUACGGUGCCAUCGUAAGGUGCAUAGCGACGUCAAGCAGUAUAGCUGUUCAAUAUGUGAGAAAUCUUUUAACCUAAAAAGGACGUUGAAGAACCAUGAAGCAACACAURAUGAGCCUUUAAGAUGUUCAUUCUGUGGGAAAGGCUUUCCUCUCAAGUAUCGCUUAAUGAAACAUCAACGUCAGAAACACWGUGGAGAGAAGCCAUAUUUUUGUUAUAUCUGUAAAGAAACAUUCGACUCCAAAGUCGAUCUAGAUGAACAUCAUCAAGCGCAUCCUGAGAACGAGACUUUUAAAUGCCUAGUCUGUAAUGAAGCCUUUAGUCAAAGAAAGCUUUUGAUCAAACACCAAGUGGUUCACACCAAAGUGAAGUCKUUUCGUUGUAAAAUCUGUAGAAAAGGUUAUACACAAUGGAAUAUGUUACAAAGGCAUGAAUUGUUACACAAUCAAGAUCUAAUGAGACCGUUUGCAUGUGCCGUAUGCAAAAAAGCAUUCACUCGAAAGGCUCACUUAAGAAGUCAUCGACGAAUCCAUAAUGAAAGGAAACCUUUCAAGUGCACAACAUGCAAUAAAGCCUUCACUCGCAARUCCACAUUAAACAAACAUCAAGAUAUUCACCAUCUAGAAGAAAAUCURCAAGAGCACAGUGAUACCGCAGUGARCACUAGCSYAGAGGGAAACACAGCAUGUAUUGGAGAAGACAAAGAAGGACAAUCACAGAUUCUUGCCAAACAAAGUGAAGGGAGGGAUCUUYAUUGUGCAAUYUGCAAYGAAAACUUCCAAAGUAAGGUUAAAUUCCAAGAUCAUUAUCGAGAAAAUCACGGAGGGAAACGUUUUCUUUGUAMAGUAUGCAAUAAAACCUUUGUCAGGAACUACGAUUUACGAAAUCAUCAGAGAGUCCACAGCGGGGAGAAACCGUUUAAGUGUAAAAUUUGCAAAAAAGCCUUUAAACAACGGGCUGCUGUACGAAAUCACCGUAAAGUUCACAGCACAAAUAAGCCAUUCAAGUGCACACAAUGUGAUCAAGCCUUUAAGCGAAGUAAUCAUCUUAAGAACCAUCUAUUAAUUCAUAGUGGUCUWAAGACAUUUAAAUGUGAAGUUUGCRAUAAGGCCUUUUCAACGAAGGUGCAUCUAAACAGCCACAGUCAAGGUCAUAAAGCUGAGAAACCAUUCACAUGUACCAUCUGUAAUAAAGGGUUUUCCUGGAGCAGUCAUUUUAAGCACCACCAACGAACUGUACACCAUGUAAAAAUUUAGGCUAUACAUUUGUACAAUUGACUUGCUUUAUAUAAACUGUCCUCCAAAGCAUCUAAAGCACGAAAGCAUGUUAGAAUACAAUAUACUGCAUCAGAAGUACUUCUGAUUGUAUACAUAUUAUAGGAAGAUUCCCUUACAAUAGUCAUAACAAAGGUCAAUGAUACAAUACAAAAAAAAAAUUACUUACACUUACUACAUUGAUCACAAUAAAAUAAGUUAAAUGAAUAGCCGACUUGCGAAUUACGCAUCAAUAGUCACAUACAAAGGAAUCAAGA
Exaiptasia diaphana is the source of this 3352-nucleotide messenger RNA. Its product is annotated as zinc finger protein 271. The coding region runs from base 183 to 3077 and encodes 964 amino acids. NCBI's taxonomy places the organism in Eukaryota, Metazoa, Cnidaria, Anthozoa, Actiniaria, Aiptasiidae. The record is from RefSeq and is a predicted model, not a curated record. The transcript has a single exon.